Molecule: messenger RNA, 1083 nt
Organism: Hypoxylon fragiforme
Lineage: Eukaryota; Fungi; Ascomycota; Sordariomycetes; Xylariales; Hypoxylaceae
Product: alpha/beta hydrolase fold protein
Exons: 2
Coding region: 1-1083 (360 amino acids)
Molecular function (GO): hydrolase activity
Source: RefSeq, a predicted model, not a curated record
AUGGGUUCCAUCAAUGUCCCAUCUAUCAUUAACCCGUUACAUCCCUCAAUAGUCGAGAGAGUCGAUCCGGUCUUUGCCGAUAUCUACAUGCGCUAUCAAGCACCCAAGCUUCGUGCAGACCAGGUUCCAUACGAGGUUUACAACCGUGAUCGAAGUAAAUAUACCUUUCCGACGGCUAAGGUCUCUGGACCUCUCUUAGACGUAGCCAGCAACAAUAUUCAUAAGGUCUCCGUCCCGGACCCCUCUGGCGAGAUAGAUGUACAGGUAUAUGUACCUACGCAAGACGCCAUCGCUAGCGGUGGACUUGAACGUGAUGGUUUACUCCCUGCGCUCGUAAAUUUUCACGGGGGUGGUUUUGUCAUUGGUGGAUUGGACUCGGACGAAUCCUUAUGUCGAAGUCUCUGCCAAAGAGUUGGCUGCAUCGUACUGAAUGUUGGCUAUCGACUUGCCCCGGAAUAUCCACAUCCAGUUUCCGUCACGGAUAGUUGGGAGGCGCUGAAGUGGACGUUCGAAAACGCGAAGACGUUAAAGAUAGACCCCUCGCGUGUAGCAGUCUCCGGACUCUCGGCCGGGGCAUGCAUCGCUGCCGCUCUAGCACUGAUGGCCCGGGAUGAGCCGAGUUUACCACGUUUAGCCCUGCAGCUACUCAUCGUCCCGGUAGUCGACGCAAGAUUUGUCCCGACGGAGGGCUCAUGCGACCCUACAAAAACACCAUACGAGAGUUACAUCACGUGCGAAUUCGCACCUAUGCUUCCUCUCAACCGCCUCAUCUGGUUCUAUAACCUGUGGCUAGGCACGGGCGAAGAUCGCGCCGAAAAGGCCAACGAUUUCCGCGCUUCCCCGAUUCUUGCGGACUCCCAUGCGAAUCUCGCGCCGGCUAUCAUCCGCUGUGCCGAAAUUGACCCCCUCGUCUCCGAGGGCACUGCGUACCACGAGAAACUGCUGGAAGCUGGCACCCCGAGCAAACUCAAGGUCUACAAGGGGCAAGGACAUCCUUUUGGUCAGUGGGACGGAGUAAGUCCUACGGCCAUGGAGUUCGUCAGCGACUGUGUAAGUGAGCUGAAAGACGCGUUUUCUAAAUAG